Molecule: messenger RNA, 525 nt
Organism: Lottia gigantea (owl limpet)
Lineage: Eukaryota; Metazoa; Mollusca; Gastropoda; Lottiidae
Exons: 1
Biological process (GO): regulation of transcription by RNA polymerase II
Molecular function (GO): RNA polymerase II cis-regulatory region sequence-specific DNA binding; DNA-binding transcription factor activity
Source: RefSeq, a predicted model, not a curated record
UGUAGUAAAUCAUUUGUGUCUAAAAAAGGUUACAUUAAUCACAUGGCAUCCCACGGAAACGAAUCACAUGAAUGUAAUAUUUGUCACAAAACUUACAAAUCAGAGGAAUUGUUAAAAAAUCAUGUGAAAUGUCACGAUGAAACGAAAAGAUUCCAGUGUGAGUUUUGUGACAAGGCGUAUCGUCAGUCCACAAGUUUACAACAACAUUAUUCUGUCCACAGCGGAGAAAAAACGUUUUUUUGUGAUCUUUGUGAUCAGACGUUUAAUUAUUUGACGAACUUCAUUAGACACAAACGGCGCCACGAAGGAAAAACAUACAAAUGUGAAAUUUGCGAUAAAACAUUCGUGGAACAAACGUCUAUAUAUAGACAUAAAAAACUUCAUAACGGACAGAAAGAACAUGAAUGUGACGUGUGUGGGAAAUUGUUUUUUCGUGCAGGGAAUAUGCGUGAACAUCGUAAAACACACGAACCUCGUGAAAAGAAAGAGAAACUGUUUGAAUGUGAGAAAUGUGAUAAAGCCUAU